AUGGAAGCACCGAACUGGGCACAGAAGUUCGACUCCUUCCUAGACCAGGCCGAAGACAACGAAGACAAAGCCGAGUGGCAGUCAUGCUUGAAGGACUUGCAGGAAGCCUUGAACAUCUGUGACACUCGUCCAAUACCUGACAAAGAACAGCGCAGACAACAAGUACUCAUGAAAAUGGGUGGUCUCUACCGCCGCUUUGGCCGAUAUGACGAGGCCGUGGUAUAUCUCAACGGAGCCCUCGACGCCGACAGCCAUGUGACUGCUCUCAAGCGUGCGGCGAUCCUGGGAGAGCUGGGUGUGCUGUACAGACAUAAGAAUGACUUCUUCCGAGCCCGCGAAGUGUUCAGCGAACAAUACUUGCUUGCCAAAGAGACCGCCCUUGUGGCGGAAGCAGAAAUGUGCCGUGCAGUCGGCAAUGAAGCGUAUGCCACAUCGCAAAUUGAGGAGAGAAUCGCCAGAGCUCAGGCACUGCAAGACCGACUAGCCGGCGGAGACACGGAUGAAAAGCUCAGACGCCGGUAUGCACAGGCUGCACGCCGAUGGGAGACCAUUGGUCUAGACAGGCUAUCCCUAUGCCUGAUCGCGGCUCACAAUUUCGAUGAAGCCGUGAAGAGGACGCAGGAGGCAAUGACCAAACAGAAAGGCAUGGAUCCGACAGUGACCGCACUGUCACGUUUCUUUCAUGGCAAUGCGCUCUGGUGCGCUGGCCAGCAACAAGCUGCGGAAGGAGUCUGGAAUUCCACCACCGGCGUCUGUUCCCCAGCAAUGGGCUUGUGCAAAGAGCCCUCCUCUGAGCACGCAGACUACUUGGAGCUGUUAGCAGACGCUGGAAUUGACUUUGACGUUUACGAUGAACAGGGGUUUAGUGCCUUGGACUACGCCGUCCUGAGCCGUAACCAGACGGCCACUGCAGCCAACAAAGAUGCUGAGCGGAUGAUUGACAUUAUCGAUAGAAGUUUGCGCAAGACUCUGGCCGCGGACCACGAGAGACAAAUGCCACAGUCUACUCCGCAGGAUGCGAUCCAGGCGGUUGAGGCUGAGGUUCGGCAGCGGCACAGGCAGGCAAAUGUUCGACGAUAUUACAGGAACCUUCUGCAGGAGCACCUGCGACCUCAACUCAAGAACAGUCUACAAUACAGCCAUGACUGUGUUCGUAUGUUGCGCCAGCAGUAUGCAAGUUAUCUCGAUGCCGACAUCGGAAGGCGACAAGUCUUUGAUUGGCUCUAUUAUGUUCCGUACGACGACUUCAGGACUCUCGGACAUAUGCCGCAACCCGCCGAGCGAAGUGUGGACUCGUCUAGAAGGCUGGCAACGAGAAUGGAUACAUCUAGGGCCGGUGGCACAUCAUCAGCAGAUGAAGACAUCUUCCUCGUAUUCUUCUCGUACCGUUGGAUCGGUCACAACAUGCCAGACGAUGGUGCAAAUACGCAGUACAGUCGCAUGCUCAACGCUGUUGAAGCACUUAUUUUUCAGCGCGGACUCACUGCCGAGCAUGUGGGAUUAUGGCUAGACAUCGCAUGCAUUGAUCAGGAGGACGUUGAGUCGCGAGAACGCGGCAUAGACUCCUUGCCUAUGGCCGUUCUCCAAUGCGAUGUCAUGAUCAGUCUAGAAGAUGAUGAGUACUAUAACCGAGCUUGGUGUGCUGUCGAAGUACGGCUGAUGCAGGAGCUGAUCGGUGCGUAUCACAAACACGAACGUUGGAGUCACAGACUUCUCUCCGGGGAGAGUACGGCGGAUGGACUUCUCGAACGCAGCCAAGAGCACUCCGAGGUGCCUAUUACGAGUCUAUCUGUGACUGUGAAGGGUGAUCUUCCCAAGAUUGACUUUCUAAUGAGACAGAGCAAGUUGCUUGGUGGGCCAUGAGCUGCCAUACCCCGGCAUGUGACGUACGCCGUAUGACAUGCAGGAUGCAGCUACGUCUUGUGGAGGAAUCGCCUGCAUCGCGGGUCCUGCCCGAGCGACUCUCGCUAAAGGAUAGCUACAAAUGCCCGGGGCCCCUCAUCCCUAUUUUCUGACCCUUUGGAUCAGUCGCGAGCAGCAUAUCAAUGAUAUCAUGGACCUGGACCACAAGGAGAUCUCGUACGUUGUUGCCGGAGUGGCAACUGCUGCCAACGUCUCGGAGGCUGGACGGGAAAUGAUAUUGAAGUGGAUGCUGGAGACACAGCAGAAGCUACUCUCACCUCAUUCACCUACGCAGCAGGUACCGGUAGAGAGCCCAACACUUCAAGGGUGGUGUGCCGCACUUGCUGCCGAUCAAGCACUGCUGUCCCUCAGCACCAGGUGCGCAAUCGGACUCGUACUAGCAAUCUGUUUCCUGCGCACCAAGUCCCGAGGUACACUCCCCGCAACACCGGCGGAGCUAUCUCAGACAUGGGAACUGUGUUACCACGCCCUGGUCACAUCCGAGCAG
Messenger RNA from Zymoseptoria tritici IPO323, 2410 nucleotides. RefSeq lists its product as uncharacterized. The record is from RefSeq and is a predicted model, not a curated record. NCBI's taxonomy places the organism in Eukaryota, Fungi, Ascomycota, Dothideomycetes, Mycosphaerellales, Mycosphaerellaceae. Gene Ontology annotation, molecular function: protein binding. The transcript has 3 exons. Bases 1 to 1863 code for a protein of 620 amino acids.